AUGUCGAGCACCAGAGUAUUUGGCCGCCUGGCCACAUCAGCGCGAGCCCUCCCCAAGGCCUCGUCGCCAUCGACCCUGGCCAUCCGCAGCAGGGCAGCGGCAGUCCCCGAGUGUAGACGAUGGGCCUCGACCUCCAAGCACCCGCAGGGCUUCGUGCCUCCCACCCAGGCCGACCUCGAAGAGCUGCGCGAACGCGUCCAGGAGUUCACCCGGCGCGAGAUCACCCCAGAGGUGGCCGCUGCCACUGACCAGAGCAAUGCGUUCCCGCCCGACAUGUGGGCGAAGCUGGGCGAGGCGGGCUUCCUGGGGAUCACGGCCGACGAGCAUGUCGGCGGCCUGGCGCUGGGCUAUCAAGCACACUGUAUAGUCAUGGAAGAGCUGAGCCGCGCCUCCGGGUCCAUCGCCCUGUCCUACGCCGCCCACAGCCAGCUGUGCGUGAACCAGCUGCAGCUGAACGGCUCGCCCGAGCAGAAGGCCAGGUACCUCCCCGGCCUGAUCGCCGGCGACAAGGUCGGCGCCCUGGCCAUGAGCGAGAGCAGCGCCGGCUCGGACGUCGUGUCCAUGCGGACCACCGCCAAGAAGGUGGACGGGGGGUACGUCCUCAACGGCUCCAAGAUGUGGAUCACAAACGGGCCCGACGCGGACUACAUCGUCGUGUACGCCAAGACGGAGCCUGACGCCGGCAGCAAGGGCAUCACGGCCUUCAUCGUCGAGACCAGGGGGUCAGAGGGCUUCGCCUGUGCGCGCAAGCUCGACAAGAUGGGCAUGAGGGGCAGCAACACCGGCGAGCUUGUCUUCGACAACGUCUUCGUGCCCGAGGCGAACAUACUCGGCAAGAUCAACGGCGGCGUGCGCGUGUUGAUGGAGGGUCUCGACCUGGAGAGGCUUGUGCUCAGCGCUGGGCCCCUGGGCCUGAUGCAGGCGGCCCUCGACGUAGCCCUGCCGUUCGUGCACACGCGCAAGCAGUUUGGCCAGCCCAUCGGCACCUUUCAGGCCAUCCACGGCAAGCUGGCCGACAUGUACACCAAGCUACAGGUCUGCAGGGCGUACACGUAUGCCACUGCGAGGGCUGUUGAUGAGGACGGCAUCAUCAAGACUCAGGACUGUGCAGGUGCCAUACUCUAUGCCGCCGAGAGGGCUACUGAAUGUGGCCUGGACUGCAUCCAGGUGCUUGGCGGCAUGGGCUACGUGGAGGAGAUGCCAGCUUCCCGGAUAUUGAGAGAUGCAAAACUUUACGAGAUCGGUGCUGGCACUUCUGAGGUGAGGCGUAUGGUUAUCGGUCGUGUCUUCAACAAAGAGUAUGCGAGUCACUCGGUGUGA
Messenger RNA from Diaporthe batatas, 1320 nucleotides. RefSeq lists its product as uncharacterized. The transcript is spliced from 2 exons. Gene Ontology annotation, molecular function: 3-methylbutanoyl-CoA dehydrogenase activity; flavin adenine dinucleotide binding. The record is from RefSeq and is a predicted model, not a curated record. Lineage: Eukaryota; Fungi; Ascomycota; Sordariomycetes; Diaporthales; Diaporthaceae. The coding region runs from base 1 to 1320 and encodes 439 amino acids. Gene Ontology annotation, biological process: L-leucine catabolic process.